GCUGGGCGCAGGCGCCGGGCGGUGAUACCGCUGCCCGCCGGUCUGGCUGCCCGCCGGCUCGCCGUUGUUCUCUUUUCUCUCUCCUCUGGGCCCCUUCUUACUCCUCACGUCAGUGCUGGGGCAGCACCUUGAGGGCGGGCUGGUGUAGGGGAAGGCUUUGAGGGAACGGUUGAGGAGCAAUAAAGAUAAAGCUUACUGUAGCCUCAUGGUGUUAGGGCCUGCAAGGUCCACACGGGGCAGGUGGUCACCCGCACGGGAGUGGGCAAGAGGUGGGCAGACUAGAGGGGUUGACAGAAGAAUGUUUUCCUUGUGGAGUUACACCUCUCAGAGGUCAUACUGCCUCUGUAGUGGUGCCAGGCGUGGUGGCAGUUGAGCUGCGUGUCUUCUAGCUUACAGGUGUUAGCCUUCAGGUGUUUGGAAGGGAACAAGGAGAUAAACGCACUGAUUGUGCAGUCUGGGCUAAUAGUGCCAGGGAAGGUUUCACCUCUGAGAGUACUUUUCAUUGCAUGGAGGCUUGCCCCGCUCUGGGAUGCAACCUGUCCCAAAGCCUGCGCCCCUGUGUUCCACUAGCCUAGCACCUCUGAUGGUACAGUGCCAAUGUGUUGCUACCCAACUGGACAGCUGGCUUCCCCAAAGCUCAAAUGCAUGUUUUCUAAGCUUGGCAAGUCAAGAUCAAAGUGAAAUUAUGGUAAAAAUCCAUGUGGAUUUCUAACUUGGGAGUCUGAGGCUCAAAAAAAGUUCCCAUCCACCUCACUACUUGAUCAUCCAGACCACACUUCCUCAGUUUAGCCGAGAGGAUGCUGUGAGAGAUGGUGCCAAAUGAUUUCCUGAGAUCAAGAUAAACCACAUCCACUGCACUGCCAUCACCUAUCCACCUGGUUUUGUCCUCUUCAAAGGCUAUCAGAUGAAUCUGCGUUCUGUAUUUACUGUAGAACAACAAAGGAUUUUGCAGCGUUAUUAUGAAAAUGGAAUGACAAAUCAGAGUAAAAAUUGCUUUCAGCUCAUAUUACAGUGUGCACAAGAAACUAAACUGGACUUCAGUGUAGUCAGGACCUGGGUUGGCAAUAAACGAAGGAAGAUGAGCAGCAAGAGUGCUGUUGAGUAUGGAGGCACUCCCCCAGGGACUGUCCCUGCCACUUCCUCAGUGCCUCCAGAAGCAGCAGUUAGAAACGUGGUAAACGUUGCCCGAUCCCAAAGUCAGCAAUCUUCUUGGACCUCUUCUAACAAUGAUGUCAUAGUUACUGGUAUUUACAGUCCUGCUAGCUCAUCUGGCAGGCAAGGAUCCACCAAACAGACCAACGCCUCAGUGGCAGAAAUGCACAAAACCUCUGUUCCCCGGCUGCCGGGAAAAGGCGACUCUGAGUUCCAGCAGCAGCACAUCCCCAUAGGACGCCAGGUACCGCACUGUAAGAACGCCUCCCUCUUGGUGGGGGAAAAGACCAUUAUUUUGUCUAGGCAAACGAGCGUGCUCAAUUCUGCAAACUCCAUCUACAGUCACACUAAGAAAAGCUACGGUGGCUCCUCAGUGCAGACUGCAGAGUUGGUGUUACCUCAGAAGCCCAUGAUAUGCCACAGGCCCUGCAAAGCUGAACCCGUGGCGUGUCAAAAGUUACAAAAGCCAGAUCACGCACCUCUCUCGUCACACGUGCCCCCUGGGCAAAGGGCUAACCCCAGGGACCCUUCUUGUAGCACACAAAACCUGGAAAUCCGGGAGGUGUUUUCUCUGGCGGUUACAGAUCAACCUCAAAGAGUGGUGGGAGGCAGCGCGGCGCAGAAGCACUGCUCGGCAGAGGGCAGCUGCCUGUCCAUCGCGAUGGAAACGGGCGACGUGGACGACGAGUACGCCAGAGAGGAGGAGCUGGCAUCCAUGGGAGCACAAAUGCAAAGCUAUCCAAGAUACUGUGAAAACAGCAGUUUUGUUCGAGUAGAGAACCAAAGUGCAGCCUUGUCCGGGCCAGGAAGAAAUGUGAGCUGUAGUUCACAGCUGGUGAAUGCCAGGGACAUGCCUGACAAUAUUCUGUAUCAUAGCAGAGACUACCACUUGCCUGCACGGACCUCAUUGCAUACAACAUCCAGUACGCUCUAUAGCAGCGCUAAUCCCUCAAGAAGUACCUUUUCUCCUCAUUUUACAUCUUCAAGUCAACUGAGGCUGUCACAAAACCAAAAUAACUACCAGAUUUCAGGAAACCUUACUGUGCCUUGGAUUACAGGUUGUUCCAGAAAAAGAGCACUACAGGACCGCACACAGUUCAGUGACCGAGACUUAGCUACCCUCAAGAAGUACUGGGACAAUGGCAUGACCAGCCUGGGCUCAGUCUGCAGGGAGAAAAUCGAAGCUGUGGCUGCAGAGCUAAAUGUUGACUGUGAAAUAGUGCGGACUUGGAUUGGGAAUCGAAGACGGAAAUAUCGUUUAAUGGGGAUUGAGGUCCCACCCCCUAGAGGAGGUCCUGCUGAUUUCUCUGAUCAGUCUGAAUUUGUUUCUAAGUCAGCACUUAAUCCAGGAGAGGAGACUGCUACUGAAGUGGGGGAUGAUAAUGAUAGGAAUGAUGAAGUAUCAAUCUGCUUAUCUGAAGGAAGCUCACAAGAAGAGACAAGUGAAGGUCUUCAAAAUGAAGAAAUUGGUCACAAGGAUGAUGACCAGAACCCAGUAUCUGCUGAUAAUGUGAAAAUAGAGAUCAUAGAUGAUGAAGAAAGUGAUAUGAUCAGUAAUUCUGAAGUGGACCAAAUGAGUUCUCUUUUGGACUACAAGAAUGAAGAAGUCAGAUUCAUUGAGAAUGAGUUGGAGAACCACAAGCAGAAGUAUUUUGAACUACAGACGUUUACUCGGAGUUUAAUACUUGCUAUUAAAUCAGAUGAUAAAGAACAGCAGCAGGCACUGCUCUCAGACUUACCUCCUGAUUUAGAGGAAAUGGAUUUCAAUCAUGCAUCCCCAGAGCCUGAUGAUACCUCAUUCAGCUUGUCGUCUCUAUCAGAGAAAAAUGCCUCAGACAGUUUGUGAUUGAUCUUUUUUAACUGACAAAAAGAAGCCUCAACUUGUGGGUAGGUUUCAAGAGAACAGCAUUUUGCUAUCCAGUGUUCCUCAGUCCAAAAAAGAAAGCCCAAGGUGAAGUAGACUCUCCUGAAGGAUGACUGUAGUGUGUCCUGGCUACAGCGUGCACUGUCAAGCAAUCCUGAAUGUUGUGUUUUGGUAAAGGAAAGAACUGUGUGAGGGAAGGCUUCACUUUUAGCAGUUUGGCCUUGAGUAGGGUGAGUUCUGUCUCUCCAGAAGAAUUUUUGCUCUGUAGCAAAGUCUUUUUGAACAGGGAAUCUGAGUGUGGAAAACAAAUAGCCUGUUAUACAGACACUCAGCUCGUCAGAGCUGCUUGCUCACCAGUUCUGUUUGUUACUUUUUUUCCCCAUUUUUACUCAGGUAGGUGGACUAAAAAUUUGGGCUCCAAACAGAAGAACAGGCCUUUUCUGAGUUGUGCUUUGCAUCCUUUGGAAAAGCUGACAUUAAACUCUGGUGGUUUUCAUUUGUAUGACUUCAGAUUGUUGAAUCUUCCAUUUUCUGACCAAAAUAGCUGAAACAGCUUUGAAAGGCUAACUGAAAAAUUGGAAUUCUCAUCAAUAAAUUAUUCAUGUAAUGAAGCAGUCCUAAGUCUUGUAACAAAUGAGAUGGAUCUGGGAAACCUGAUAGGUGCAGAACACAACCUUCUGAUGCUCUCGCUGUAGCAAUGGGAUUAGUUCUUCAUGCUCCUACUUAGAGUUUUAGCAGUGUAGUUCCAGGUUUUAUUUGUCAAAGUCUGAAGGUUGAAGUUCUGUUCUUUAAGUAGUUCAAGUGUUUGGAAUUGAGUUUUGCAGAUCUAAAUGCAACCUGCUUUUGAAGUAGCCCUGCCUGGCAAAGUUUUUGGCAUCUACCAGGUGCCAUUUCUAAACUGUGAGCUGACUGCAGGUAGUGGCUGAAAUUAACUUCUUUCCUGGCUUUCUUGACAUCAAAUCCCUUUACUCAUCUGAUGAAAUGGGUGAGCAAACACAUUCAAGUAAACUUAGUAGGGCAUAUAGCUUCAUGCCUGUAUUAUUGAUGCUCCAUAACCUCUGAUCUGAAUAUUCCUCAGCAGGUUUUUUGAAACAGAUACUUUCACAGCUUGGUAAAAAACCUCAUCUUUCAGUUUCAUGCCAAAUAAUCAUUGUCUUUGGUGAAUCUUAAGUCAUGCACUGCAGUAAGUCAGUAAACACCUUCAUUUCAGUGGUUGGUCCAAGGUAUAGCUCUGAAGAUCAAGUGCUGGGGAACUAACACCUUGGUUUUUAAACCUUUGAUACUGGGAUUAACUCACAAUUUUAGUUUUUUUCUCAGUCUGAUCUAUUCCCCUUAAUAAUUCCUUUUAGGUUUUCUCUCAGUCUGUAUUCCUCCCUCCUAAUAAUUCCUUCUAGUUUUUUUCUCAGACUGUAUUCCUCCUAAUAAUUCCUUUUAGAUUUUUUCUCAGUCUGUAUUCCUCCUAAUAGUUCCUUAUUAGGUUUUUCUCAGUCUGAUCUAUUCCCCCAGUCAUUUCUACAGGCCUUUUCUUUAAGUAGCAGUAGUGAGCUCUGUCAUUUCAGGCUUUUUCCUGUCCCUGGGCAUGGACAAUGCCAGCUGCACACAGGAUGGCAGCAGUUCUAAAAGGUAGUUUAAAAACCAGAACAGUUUCACAGUUCUCACUACUGUCCAGUCCAGUUGGCUCCCCAAAGACCUCUUACCAGCUAUUCUCCAGAGUAAAGGCAGAAAAGCAAGCUGCUGUAUUUGAGUGUAGGCAUUAAAACUCAGAGUGGAACCCCAAGAGAGGGAAGGCACUCAGUGUAAGCAGGAGGUAAGUGGUGGGUUGCUCAUCCUCCCACUGCCUGAAGCUAAAUGUCUCCUCCUGGCUGGCAGGCGCGUCGUGCCAGCCUUCCUAGAGAGAGGAGUGGUGUUAUUCAUGCCUGUUGAAAUGACCACCCAUCUAAAAUUAAUGAAGGUUUGUGUGCAGAGCUCACAGUGCUACCUUUCAAGUGUAAGACAGAGCUCAGCUGUAAUUCUGCUCGCUGAAAAAGUCAUUUGUAAAGGGGGUUCUAUACUGGGUUAACAAUGCUUUCUAUGACUGUUCCGUCUAGAUAGGAGAUUUGUGCCACUGACAAUGAAAGCUGUUGUUUUCUGGGAGCUUUGCUGAGCUGGGGGGAAAAAACCCAGCUCUGUGAUUUGCCACUGUUUAGACCUUGUUUUUCUGCUUGUUCCACUUAAAUUCCCAUGACAAAACGCAGGAUACCUGCACUGAGAGUUCUUGGUUUCCUGGUGAGUUGUGACCCACCUUUAGACAGGACAAACUUGCACCAAUGAUUCCUUAGUGCUGUGUUUUGCUUCUGUUUCAUAUGCCAAGGAAAAGAAUUCAUUGUGAAUGAACUACCAGGUUCCAGCAGUUCCCUAAGUCCCUGUUCUCAAGGAACCUGGAAUCCCCUUUAGGAUGUGCAGCUGAAACUCUCGCUGCAGUGAACACCCACAUCAUCCCUGUGGGCAUGUUGUGCUUUGGGCCUUUUCUCUUGUAAGGUGACAAGACAAAGCAUAGCAAAGCAGUGAUGUUUCCAUUCCCUGAAACACUUGACAGUGCUACAGGAUAUUGAGGAAGAAAGAGAAUAAAUCCUGUUCCUCUGGAGGGUAACCAUGUGGCUGCUGCACUGCUGUUUGCAGCAGCAGUGUGUUGCCUGCCAUAGGUAAAACAGAUUUUAGUGCUUACUGUAUUUUAAAUGGUUGCAGCAACAAUGGUUCUGCAGUACAGGAGCCAAAGAGCAGCUGGUAAAGUCCUGUAAGAUAACACCCAACCAUCCUGGAGAGGUCUGAAGAUACAUGUCUAAGUAUUGCACCUCAGACUAGCAGUGCCCAAGUGCUUUGUGACUGAGGGGUUUGUAGUUGCUCAUGUCCCCAACAGGAUGUACUAAUCCAGCUGGCAGAUCGUAUCCCAAUCCAUGUACCUGUUCAGCUGGACCUUAGAACAGUAGGAGAGAGACUUUACCUAAGGGUGUCUAGCAGUAGGACAAGGGAAAAUGGUUUGACACUGAGGCAGAGAGGGUUACACUGGAUUUUAAGUUCUUCAGUCAAGUCUAGCUGAGAGCUGUCCCUGCCUCAUGGUGGGGAGGUUGGAGUAGAUGAUCUUUGAGAUCUUUCCAACCUGAGCCAACCUGUGACUCUCUGAUUCUAUGAGAUUUCUUUCCAGCUUCACCUUAGAGACUGUGCUGACAGGCAUCACACUGACACAGUCACUAGGACACUCAUGUCCAGAACAGAGUCUGAAAGGUCUUUAGACCAUGGCAGAUGGUGUGCAUUGGCUCCCUAGGACCAUGUUUUGGAGUUAUGGUUCUUUCCUUGGUGGAUAGGAUGGUAACAAAAGCCCACAUCAAGUCCUAGUUCAUCUUUUGCAUUGACUUCCCAUGACAGAUGAAGCCAAUGCUGAGUUGUGUUCCAGUGCCUCAGCUCCAUGGCGCUAACAGAGCACUGCAGCAGAAGUGCCACUUAGUGAUGAUUUUAUCCUUUUUCUGCAAGGGCUUUCAUUUGCUUUGUCCAUGAAAGAUGACUUUGUUCUGAACACCUCCUUCUGAGGAAACCAAAGUGGGAAGAGGUAGAACAGAGGCUUCAGACAGAGACAGGCCACCCCUUAAGGAGCUGUGAGUCUUUGAUACCAGUGAGUCUGUUCACAGCUAAGAAAGCUGCUUGCUGAAGCUUUGCCUCCUUUCAUUUUCCUGAUUCUGUCAAGUCUAGAGGUGCAACCAGGAGUGAGUAAAUGGUAAAUAUCCCAACAGGUGAAAUUUUGGCAGGUUUAUAAGUUCACAAACAGCUGUACCAUACAAGUGUUAAGUCAUUGAGUGCUUUGGUCUUGAAGCAGCACUGCACUUUAAUCUUUCCAAGGAUUUCUUUUUCUCUUAAGGCAAUAAAGACCCUGAAAAUGGGGAGCAGAUGAUGGCUCUGCAGUCCUCUGAGGGAAAGAAGGGAUGUACCAGUUCUGCCUUUCUCUUCUUAAGCUAGGAAGCUUAUAGAGUCCAUUCAAACAGGGUGAACUAUACCUCCUGUUGUGGUUGUGCAGGUGAAGUGAGAGGCCAUGUGGAGAGGAUCUUGUGGAGAUGGCCAUUGCUGCUUAGGUCCACCAGGCCCAGCAAGGGGCUUGUGCGCUGCCGUGUUGGUGCUGUCACACAGAGCUGAAGCACAGCACUCGCCUUUCCCUCGGUACUCUGCUCAGAGCUGCCUUUUGGUCUCAGGAUGCUGAUAGCAUAAGGACAGACAAUGUGCAUAAAUGGAACAGCACAGAGUAGCUGAAACGUGAGGAAUUCAUCACUUGUACAGUUACAACCCAAAGCUUCAUUUACUACCUCCAGUCCUGCUUCAGCGAACUCCGAGGCUGCUUCACGCAUUGGGGCUGGCAGCUGCCCAACAUUCAACUUGAUUCCAAGAUUCUGCUUUUUCUGCCCCAAAGCAUCAUAAGGCUGAAUAAAUUGCUCAGUUGUGAGAUACCUGUUCAAAGUUAGAGGAUGAUUAAUGAGAAGGCUCCAGGUAGUUGUUAGACAAAACAGAAGCUGGUUUGUGGUGUGUGUUUUCUCUAUCCAAUGUUUCAGCAUUUGGCCAGAUGGGAGAUUUGCAAAGUGAUGAGCAAAAGUAGAACUCCAAAAUGUGUGUUCUCCACAGCAGAAUAUAGUUGCAUUCUGACUAGAGAGUGGUUGGUUGUCUCUGAAAGGCAGCAGCUGACAAUUUGGUCAGAGAAGGACAGACCCAAACGGGACAGAAACUUGGGCUCAUGGUGGCUGUUGGCUUCAAACAAGCAAGGAAUCCUCUCCAAGACAACAGCUGCUUGGGGAUGGUUCUGGAAGGAAAACGGUUGCAGGGCAGAGCUUUGGUUCUGCUGAACCUUAUAUUGUAUCACUGAACUGAAGUCAAUAAUUCUUCUCCACUUCUGUAUUACAUUUUACACACACUACCUCUGAGAUGGGACACCACCUUCAAACCCACACAGAAAAUGUGAACCCAAACUUUUUUUUCCUUCUUUAAAGUUUUCUAGACAAUAAAUUAUUUCCAACCUGC
Messenger RNA from Pogoniulus pusillus (Red-fronted tinkerbird), 8050 nucleotides. RefSeq names its product highly divergent homeobox (gene HDX). Lineage: Eukaryota; Metazoa; Chordata; Aves; Piciformes; Lybiidae. The transcript has 12 exons. Gene Ontology annotation, biological process: regulation of transcription by RNA polymerase II. Gene Ontology annotation, molecular function: DNA-binding transcription factor activity, RNA polymerase II-specific; RNA polymerase II cis-regulatory region sequence-specific DNA binding. The record is from RefSeq and is a predicted model, not a curated record. The coding region runs from base 905 to 2998 and encodes 697 amino acids.